Centruroides sculpturatus (bark scorpion) is the source of this 1159-nucleotide messenger RNA. RefSeq names its product aryl hydrocarbon receptor nuclear translocator-like protein 1. Gene Ontology annotation, molecular function: RNA polymerase II cis-regulatory region sequence-specific DNA binding; DNA-binding transcription factor activity, RNA polymerase II-specific; protein dimerization activity. The transcript has 11 exons. NCBI's taxonomy places the organism in Eukaryota, Metazoa, Arthropoda, Arachnida, Scorpiones, Buthidae. The record is from RefSeq and is a predicted model, not a curated record. The annotation marks the transcript as partial. Gene Ontology annotation, cellular component: aryl hydrocarbon receptor complex; transcription regulator complex; cytoplasm. Gene Ontology annotation, biological process: regulation of transcription by RNA polymerase II.
CGUAUGGAAAACGCAUUAUAAAAAAAAUGGACAUGAAUAUCGAUUCGACAACUGAUCUUCUACCAAACAGAAAAGCUGUCAGUGAAAUGAAUGAAUUUGAUGAUGAUAUGAAAAUGAAACUGGAUUCAGAUGAAACCAAAAGACAAAAUCACAGUGAAAUCGAAAAACGUAGAAGAGACAAAAUGAACACUUAUAUUACUGAACUUUCUUCUAUGAUUCCGAUGUGUAAUGCCAUGUCAAGAAAAUUAGAUAAAUUGACUGUUCUUCGUAUGGCUGUUCAGCAUAUGAAAACUCUGAGAGGUUCUAUGAAUUCAUAUACAGAAGGUCAUUAUAAACCAUCAUUUUUAUCUGAUGAUGAAUUAAAGCAUCUUAUUUUAGAGUGUGUGUCAGGUAGAGAGGGAAAUCAAUUGGGAGAUAGUAUGAGUCAUUGUAAACAAAAACCUUCCUAUGAACAUGGAAUGAUUUUGGAACAUCCAGUUUAUUUAGAAUUAAGAAAACCUGAGGAAAAACUCAGAAGGUGUUAUGAAAACUGUGUGUCAGGUAGAGAGGGAAAUCAAUUGGGAGAUAGUAUGAGUCAUUGUAAACAAAAACCUUCCUAUGAACAUGGUUAUAUUACUCUUAAUUAUUCACAGAGUGAUCUUUUGGGUCAGAACUGGUUUGAUAUUCUUCAUCCAAAAGAUAUUGCUAAAGUAAAAGAGCAGCUUUCAUCUUCAGAUCUUUCUCCAAAGGAAAAGUUAAUAGAUGCAAAAACCAUGUUACCUGUGAAAACUGAUGUACCACAAAGUCAAACAAGGUUAUGUCCUGGUGCACGCAGAUCAUUCUUUUGCAGAAUGAAAUGUAAAGCUAUGCCAACAGUAAAGGAAGAAGCAGAUACAACAACUGGAUGUCAUAAAAAAAGAAAAUCUCAGAAUUCAGAUCGUAAAUAUUGUGUAAUUCACUGCACUGGAUAUUUGAAAUCAUGGACACCUAUUAAGCUUAGCCUAGAAGAAGAUGGAGAAGGAGAUAAUGAAAGUUGUAAUCUUAGUUGCUUAGUUGCUGUUGGGCGUGCACAACAAGGAUUAAUCCAUCUUAGUCCAAGUAGACCCGGUUUGGAAGUAUGCCCUACAGAAUUUAUUUCAAGGCAUGCUGCUGAUGGAAAAUUCUUAUUUGUUGAUCAGAG